This is a messenger RNA of Caenorhabditis elegans, 1357 nucleotides long. It is a transcript of the gene lgc-23, whose product is annotated as Acetylcholine receptor-like protein cup-4. Bases 97 to 1308 code for a protein of 403 amino acids. Gene Ontology annotation, molecular function: transmembrane signaling receptor activity; monoatomic ion channel activity; extracellular ligand-gated monoatomic ion channel activity. The record is from RefSeq and is marked reviewed. Gene Ontology annotation, biological process: monoatomic ion transmembrane transport; monoatomic ion transport; excitatory postsynaptic potential. Gene Ontology annotation, cellular component: membrane; cytoplasmic vesicle membrane; postsynapse. Lineage: Eukaryota; Metazoa; Nematoda; Chromadorea; Rhabditida; Rhabditidae. The transcript has 7 exons.
UUUUUGCAUAACGCUUCAGAAAAAUAAACAAAAAAGUGACAAUUGUGGUCUUUUUUAUUAUUGUCAAAUCCAUUCUAAACUCAUACCAUUUCUAGCAUGAUAUUUCCUUUAAUGAUACUUGUUUUAUUCAAUACUAUCCCAAUUCGAGUUUCGGAAGCUGAUGAAGAGUCAGAAAGACAUCAAGCUUACCUGGAUCAUAGAAAGCUGAAAGAAGAUGUUUUAGGCCCAUUGGAUGGAUCAAUGCCGAGUGAGCUUCCGGUUUUUAUUGGUGCUCAACUAAAACUUGACCACAUAUCACGUGUCGACGAAAAGACUGGAUUUCUCACACUCGCAUUAACUGUGAAAUUUAUGUGGAGUGACGAACGAUUGCAGUGGGACCCGUCACACUAUUCCGGAUUUACUAGAACGAGAUUGGAAUUUGUUGAUUUUUGGUUAUACCAAAUUUGGAAGCCACGAAUUUACAUGACAAAUACCUACGAGCGUAGACAAUCAAAAACUAUCGAUUUACUCUCUAAUACGCUUGUUGAAAUGGACAUUCAUUCAAAAGGAUUUGUUAUGACAACUACAAAAAUUUUGUUGAAAACUUUUUGUUUUCUUGAUUUCAAAGGAUAUCCCCACGACUUCCAAAAUUGUUCAUUCAGUUUCAUACCAAAUAUGAAUGCUAACGAUAUAUUUCUGGGUUCUUCAAUGUUAAAAGCAAAAUUUACCAAAGAUUUCACAGAUCCACAACAAGUUGUAAGGGUUCAAGAUUUUCAAAUAAACGAUGUGGUAACCGAAGAUUUGUACUUAUUUAUGAACAGAAUUGUUCUUCACGACUUGACAAGGGAACCUCGCAGCCUUGUGCGAUCCUUUGUCAGUUUCACAAUAGUUCUUCAAAGGAAAAACGUUUAUGUUCAUCUUCAGCUUUACGCUCCAAUGAUUUUCAUUUGCACAUGCCUGAUCAUCUCAGGAUUUCUACCCAGUGAAUAUGCGUUACCACUUCUUGUGUUCAAUUUAAUAUCGGAAUAUUUAUAUUUUCACAAUAUAAAAGAUGUGCUUCCCACUGAUUUUGAUGGGACUCCGACUAUAGCCCUUAUUGCAACUUUCACACUUGCCGAAACAAUGUCAAUCAUUGGCUGGAAAAUGUUUAUAAUAACAAUCAUGACUAAAAAACAGAAAGCCUAUUUCUUAAACUCAUCAAAAUUCCCUCUUGAUUCAGGAUUUUUCAACAUCAGAGUUUUGAGAAGACUGCUUACUAUUGAUAAAUUUCUGAUGUAUAUGUUGAUUGCACAAUCAUUCGGAAGUAUUUUCAUUAUGCUUAAAGAUUAAUUCGUUGUUUUUUCAACCAGUUUUUUUAUAAAGAUGUUCGUAAUGGUUU